Molecule: messenger RNA, 603 nt
Organism: Lotus japonicus
Lineage: Eukaryota; Viridiplantae; Streptophyta; Magnoliopsida; Fabales; Fabaceae
Exons: 1
Coding region: 1-603 (200 amino acids)
Source: RefSeq, a predicted model, not a curated record
AUGAUGAAAAAGUAUGAGAUGAGUGAUCUUGGCUUGCUACAUCAUUUUCUUGGUAUUGAAGUUUAUCAAGAUGUAAAUGAAGUUUUUAUUUGUCAAAAGAGAUAUGCUGAAUAUAUCAUGAAAAAGCUUGGCAUGUAUGGCUGCAAACCUGUUGAUAUCUCCUUGGUGGUGAAUGAAAAAUUAAAAAAGGAAGAAGGUGGAAGAUUGGUAGAUACAAGCAUGUAUAGAAGCUUAGUUGGAAGCUUGUUUUAUCUUACAACUUCAAGACCUGAUUUGAUGUUUACUGCUACUUUACUCUCAAGAUUCAUGAGUAAACCAAAUCAUUUACAUCUUGAAGCAGUAAAAAGAGUUCUAAGAUAUAUCAUGGGAAACAUAGAGUAUGGAAUCAGAUUUGAGAAGAAUUCUAAGCUUGAAGCUAAAGGCUACUGUGAUAGUAAUUGGGCUGGAAGUGUUGAUGACAUGAAGAGCACUUCAGGUUAUGUUUUCAGCCUUGGUUCACGUGUGAUUUCUAGGUGCUCAAAGAAGCAAGAUACUAUGGCGCAAUCUUCAGCUGAAGCUGAGUAUUUAUCAGCUUGUUGCCUUCACAACAAGCACACUGGUUGA